Botrytis deweyae is the source of this 741-nucleotide messenger RNA. RefSeq lists its product as uncharacterized. Gene Ontology annotation, cellular component: mitochondrion. Gene Ontology annotation, biological process: tetrahydrofolate interconversion; folic acid-containing compound biosynthetic process. The transcript has 2 exons. The coding region runs from base 1 to 741 and encodes 246 amino acids. The record is from RefSeq and is a predicted model, not a curated record. Gene Ontology annotation, molecular function: 5-formyltetrahydrofolate cyclo-ligase activity. NCBI's taxonomy places the organism in Eukaryota, Fungi, Ascomycota, Leotiomycetes, Helotiales, Sclerotiniaceae.
AUGGCUUCAUCAGCAGCAUUGAAAUCAGGCAAAAAGGAGCUCCGUCUCUCGAUUAAAAAGGUUCUGUCUACAGUUACAAAUGAGUCCGUACAUACUCAAAGUGCGGCUGUUCUUCACAGACUCAUCAAUUUCAAACCAUAUCAACAGGCCAAACGAAUAGGGAUAUAUCUUGCUAUGCCGACUGGGGAAUUACAAACUGAUGCAAUUGUAAGGCACGCUUUGGAAUCUGGCAAACAGGUCUUCGUACCUUACCUUCAUAAAUCUACUUCUCAGUCACCUGAUACACCCCGUUCCGUGAUGGAUAUGGUGGACCUUCGUAGCCUUGCAGAUUUUGAAGCCUUGAAAAGAGAUAGUUGGGGAAUUCCCACGAUCCCUGCAGAGACUGUGGAUGAACGAGAAAGUAUAUUGAAGACUGUUUCGAGCAAAGGUGGUCUAGAUAUGAUACUGUUGCCUGGGGUGGCCUUUGACAUUGAUCCUAAAAGCAACUUCAUAAGACGCCUUGGUCAUGGCAAAGGUUUCUAUGACUACUUCUUGCAUCGAUACAGGCAGCAGUCAGGGUCACAAAUGACAGAUCCAGCGAAUCCAGGAACAAAUGUAUUGCUCUAUGGUUUGGCUCUUGAGGAGCAAUUCUUGAAUUCUGGAACAGAAAUCUCAGUACCAGUAGGAGAGCACGAUAGUCUUCUCCACGGACUAUUGUUGGGAGAUGGUGAGAUUAAAGAUGGUCUUGUGUCCAGAGAAUAG